UUUUUUUUUUUUUUUUUUUUUUUUGUUUUUUUCCCAAGCUGUUGUUUCUGUCAUCAUGGUCAACAUUUCCACUGCCGAUCUGCGCGAACCGCGCGUCUUCCUCUACAUUAUCGUCUGGUUCCUGGCCAUGAUCUCGUUUGGCUGCGUCGCGGGCCCCGAUUACCGCGAUUCUGGCUCGCUCGCCGGCGCAUGUCCCGGCUCGUUCAAGUACGACUCGCUCGACGCAAUCUGCAACAAUGACGUUAUCGGCAAAAGCUCAUGGAAGAGCAGCGGCGUCUUCAUGGUCGCCAUUGGUGUGAUUGUCUUUAUCUGGGCCUUCGUGAUGACUGUCGCUCAUGUCGUCUUCCCGUCCAAGCUGCCGCUGUCCAUGCCAAUCAUUGAGCUCGGUGUCAACAUUGCCAUGGUUUUCUUGUUCAUCAUUGCCUCGGCCGUCUGGGCCAAGACAGUUUCUGACAUUGGCGACGAACUCACUAGCUUUGGCAUUUCGUUCACCACCUGGAGGGCAGGCGCAGCAUUUGGAUUCUUGUCUACUUUUGCGUUGCUCGCGCUGGCCGUGUUCAUCGCCCUGAGCAUUCGCCGCGGCGCCCCUGCUGCUGCCCCUGCUGUCGUGUAACUCAACUCGACCGAGGCAUUGUGGAUGCGGGUGCUUUAAACAACCUUCAACAUCGCUCUUCGCCAAUACAUGUAUAAAACCAACACCCAUACUGUA
This is a messenger RNA of Capsaspora owczarzaki ATCC 30864, 709 nucleotides long. RefSeq lists its product as hypothetical. The transcript is spliced from 5 exons. Bases 56 to 613 code for a protein of 185 amino acids. Gene Ontology annotation, cellular component: membrane. The record is from RefSeq and is a predicted model, not a curated record. NCBI's taxonomy places the organism in Eukaryota, Filasterea, Ministeriida, Capsasporidae.